CACAGAUAAAGUGCAACGCCCCAUUCUGCGCUAGUUACACUUCUGGGAAGCAGCGGACUUUAAAAUCUUCCUCUGUAAAAUGAAAGUAAAGGGAGAGGGAAAUUUAGAAUGAAAGAAGCGAGGUUGCAGGAAGCUAUUCGUCACUUUCUAGUACAAGUAAGACGCGGUGGUGUAAUGAAUCAAGUCUCAGGAUGAACUCGCAUGUUUCUGAAGAUCACAAUGCUGUCAAGAAGCUUUGUGUGUUUGAGCCCUACAGGAGGAGUAAAAACAUAGGCAAAUGUCUGAUCAUCAAUAAUGAGCACUUUCCUGACUCACCACAUUUGCAGAGGAAGGGCUCUUCAGUAGAUGAACGCUUACUGUCAAGCACGUUCAAGUCCCUUGGUUUUCACGUACAGGUGGAGAAAAACCUGUCAGCUAAACAAAUGAUUUGUGUGCUAAGAAAAGUAUCUAAGGAGAACCACACAGACAAUUCCUGCUUUGUGUGUGUACUGAUGAGCCACGGAGAAGAGGGAAAAAUCCUUGGGUCAGAUGAGUGCUGGAUUCCUGUCAAAACCCUGACCUCUCUCAUGACUUCUGACCUCUGCCCUAGUCUGCGAGACAAGCCGAAACUCUUCUUCCUACAGGCCUGCAGGGGAAUGGAAUUUGACCCUGGUGUUGAGGCAGAUGGUGAAGAAGCACCGGGGGAAUUUUUUGGAAUAUCAGACGUUCCCGAGGAGAAUUUUCUCUGCUGUUAUUCCACAGUGGAAGGUUAUUACUCAUGGAGAAAUCCAGAAAAAGGCUCUGUAUUUAUCAGUGAACUUUGCAAGAUGUUGAAGGACUGUCAUCUAGAGAUUAUUCAGAUUCUCACAAGAGUAAACCAUCAUGUGGCUUAUCACUUCCAGUCUCAAACCAUAGACCCGGAUACACAUAUGAAGAGACAAAUGCCGUGCUUGGCCUCCAGACUGACCAAGGAUUUUUACCUUCAUGUAGCAGAGAAGAAAAAGAAAUAAUAUAAAUUAAAAAAAUAAUUGUCAAUCACUGGCAGCAAGUCAGUAACAUAAUUUGCAAGGAGAAGCAGCAGUUUAUUAAUAUGUUAGCCAUAUACUUCAUUCAGUGUUCUCUAUGAUAUGCUAAUCAAAUGAUGUAUAAGAUGUCAGAUCUGUAAAACAGUCUAAACACACGCAGUGAAUUAAAUAAUUCAGAUACUUCA
Molecule: messenger RNA, 1189 nt
Organism: Ctenopharyngodon idella (grass carp)
Lineage: Eukaryota; Metazoa; Chordata; Actinopteri; Cypriniformes; Xenocyprididae
Gene: casp21
Product: caspase 21, apoptosis-related cysteine peptidase
Exons: 6
Coding region: 192-989 (265 amino acids)
Biological process (GO): proteolysis
Molecular function (GO): cysteine-type endopeptidase activity
Source: RefSeq, a predicted model, not a curated record